Scatophagus argus is the source of this 908-nucleotide messenger RNA. RefSeq names its product phospholipid phosphatase-related protein type 5-like. Gene Ontology annotation, molecular function: phosphatidate phosphatase activity. Lineage: Eukaryota; Metazoa; Chordata; Actinopteri; Scatophagidae. The transcript has 4 exons. Bases 48 to 908 code for a protein of 286 amino acids. Gene Ontology annotation, biological process: phospholipid metabolic process; signal transduction; phospholipid dephosphorylation. The record is from RefSeq and is a predicted model, not a curated record.
CAUCAGCAGUGGUUGGAGCCUUCAUCCUUCAUCAUCACCGUGGUAACAUGCUGUAUUUCCAGGUGGUGAUUUUAGCAGCCACAGUGAUGCUGGUUUACUACUGUGAGUUCACUGAUACUUUCAGUCCAGCACAGCAGGGCUUCAUCUGCAGAGACCCAAGUUUAACUAAACCAGAUCCUGGACCUGAACAGGACAGCCGCAUACAGCCUGUUAUACUGUACUCUGUGGUGGGUGGACUGCCUGUUGUACUGAUUUCUGGCGUAGAGCUGGUUAUCUUCCUCCUUCAUUACAACUCAAACAACCUGUAUGACCAAGAGAAGGUCGUUAUCAUGGGUGACUGUUGCUAUGUGAACCCCAUGAGAUGUAAAACAUUAAAUGUGUGUAUGUUUCUCUCUGUAGGUGUGUAUGUCUUUGGUCUGUUUGCAACAGACAUCUUUGUCAACGCAGGUCAGCUUGUCACAGGAAGUCUGGCUCCUCACUUCCUGUCUGUUUGCCAGCCCAAUUACACUGCCCUCGGCUGUCAAGACACAGCCCGCUUUGUCAGCCAAUCAGAUGCUUGUACCGGUGACCCUGAUGACAUCAUGAGAGCCAGAAAAACUUUCCCCUCCAAAGAGGCUGCGCUCAGUCUGUACACAGCAGUUUACCUGGCAUUUACCUUCAUCGCUCCUAAAGACUUCAUAACACUGGUUCCUUUUCAGAUGUAUGUCAUGUCCUGUGUUGGUUCCAGUGGAGGCCGUCUGACUGGCCCCCUCCUCAGUCUCUCAUUGGUCAGCCUGGCUGUGCUAACAGGCAUCAACAGAGUGGCCGAGUACCGAAACCACUGGAAUGAUGUCAUUGCGGGACAAGCCAUUGGGGGAGCUAUUGCUGUCUUCCUGGUCAGUUGUUAUUCAGCUGUAGCAGCGCAUUAG